Molecule: messenger RNA, 1446 nt
Organism: Oppia nitens
Lineage: Eukaryota; Metazoa; Arthropoda; Arachnida; Sarcoptiformes; Oppiidae
Exons: 8
Coding region: 43-1446 (467 amino acids)
Biological process (GO): L-alanine transport; amino acid transmembrane transport
Cellular component (GO): vacuolar membrane
Molecular function (GO): L-proline transmembrane transporter activity; L-alanine transmembrane transporter activity
Source: RefSeq, a predicted model, not a curated record
AUUAAUUGUUUUUAUGUUUUUCAAUAAUUAUUUUACUGAAUCAUGAAUGAACGUAGUAACAGUCGAUCGUAUUCAAUAAGUUCGGCACAAAUUAACAAUAUAUCGACCGACGAUUCAUUACCAGUAAUCAGAUCUGAGUCCACGUCUAGUCUGGUCAAACAUCACGGAAAUCUAACAGUACUGACGGGAACUGUAUUUAUUAUUGGCGAAGUUGCUGGCGGUGGUAUAUUAUCAUUGCCUCAUGCUGUAUCGGGUGCCGGUUGGUUUGGAGUCCCAUUGAUAGCCCUGUGCUGUGCUAAUGCCGGUUUUGCCGGCAUAUGUCUGGCCAAAGCAUGGCUUAUACUUGAGGAAAGGUAUCCAGAAUACCGAUCUGGUCUCACACGUAAACCAUUUUCCACUAUCGGCUACCGUGCCUUUGGAAACUGGGGCAGUGCUAUCGUGUCUAUAUCGAUGAACUUUACCCGAUUCGGAACGGGAGUUGUAUUUCUCAUACUAACCUCACAACUGCUACAACAAGUGAUGAGUCACGUAAAUAAAGUCCAAGAGCUGGGCAUCUGUUCGUGGGUACCGAUAGUCGGCGUAUCCCUAACACCGUUCAUGUGGUUGGGUUCGCCGGCCGACUUCUGGCCAGCAGCCUAUACGGCAAUGUUGUCCACAAUACUUGGCAGUAUAUUACUCUUGGCCGACAUUGGCCUACAGGCCAAGGAUCGGGUUAGUUCGGCCAAUUAUCCGAUGCCAACGUUUGUCAGCUUUUUCAAGGCCUUCGGGAACAUAUUGUUUGCUUUCGGCGGUGCCAGUGCUUUUCCUAAUUUUCAAAACGACAUGAAAGAAAAGGAUAAAUUCCCGAAAGCUGUAAUCUACGGCUUUAUCGGUUUACUGUUGUUGUAUAUACCGGUGUCUGGCGGCGGUUACGGUGUAUUCGGCGACCAGACGGCAGAGAAUAUUGUCCAAAAUCUGCCGCAAUCGGCACUGACCACUGUUAUCGACUGUUUCUUUCUGGUUCACUGUUACACAGCGUUUCUUAUUAUAGUUAAUCCUGUUUUGCUUGAAUUGGAAGAUAUGCUGAAAAUACCGAAAAUCUUUAAUUGGAAACGUUGUGUAUUUAGGACGGCUCUGAUGGCAGCUAUGAUAUUCACUGGACUAUCGGUGCCGUCGUUUGGACCGAUUCUCGAUCUGUUAGGCGGCACAACCAUUACACUCAUGGCCUUUGUAUUGCCGCCGGCCUUCUAUCUGAAACUAUGUCGGGCCGAUCCAAACGGAGAGUUUAAGGCCAGACACGUACCGUUAUAUACGAAAAUAAUUUUGGCCGAAAUAGCCAUUGUUGGCAUAUUUGGAGGCGCGGCGUCCACCUACUCGUCCAUUACCUGGUUUGCCGAUCCAGAGAGUCAUAUGGAACCGGCCUGUUAUGCGGGACGAUCGGCAAAAACAUAUUUUAUAAAUAAUUAA